Molecule: messenger RNA, 2259 nt
Organism: Cajanus cajan (pigeon pea)
Lineage: Eukaryota; Viridiplantae; Streptophyta; Magnoliopsida; Fabales; Fabaceae
Product: 4-coumarate--CoA ligase-like 7
Molecular function (GO): CoA-ligase activity
Source: RefSeq, a predicted model, not a curated record
AAAUUAAUGUCUUAUGUGUUCGUGUUGCUAUCAGGAUCAUCUCCCAUCUUCUUAUCCACGACUUUGGUGGCUAUAAAGUAUAAACACACCACGAAGAGUCAAUUCUCAUUUCAUCUCCACACAGCCAAAUUCAUAAACCAAAACCCCCUUGUAGAGUACGAACCCUUCAUAUAAUUAUUUAUUAUACAAAAUUUGUUCGAUGCAGAAAUUGGGUUACGGUAGCGACGGAGUAUAUAGGUCACUAAGGCCAUCCUUGGUUCUCCCAAAGGACCCCAACGUUUCCCUCAUCUCAUUCCUCUUCCAAAGCGUUUCCUCUUUUCCCGCCAAAACCGCUCUCAUCGAUGCUCACACUUCCAAAACCCUAACUUUCGCGCAACUCAAAUCCCAAGUCACGAGGCUCGCACACGGUUUCCUCAAACUAGGCAUAGCCAAAAACGACGUCGUCCUCUUGCUCGCUCCCAACACCAUCCACUUCCCGAUAUGCUUCCUCGCCGCCGCCGCGAUCGGAGCCGUCGUCUCCACCGCCAAUCCCCUCUACACCGUCCACGAACUCUCCAAGCAGGUCCAAGACUCCAACCCCAAGCUCCUCAUCACCGUCCCCGAACUGUGGCACAAAGCCAAGGACCUCAACCUCUCCGCCGUGAUUCUCGGCACCACUUUCGGUGCCGCAUCGAGAGUCGUGAGUUACGACGCGAUGAUGGAGAUGGCGGAGGCGCCGACGGAGCUGCCGGAGAGCGGCGUUCGGCAGGACGACGUGGCGGCGCUGCUGUACUCCUCCGGUACGACGGGGACGAGCAAGGGCGUGGUCCUGACGCACCGGAACUUCAUCGCGGCGUCGGUGAUGAUCGGCAUGGACGACGAUUUGCUCGGCGGGGAGCGAAACGACGUGUUUCUGUGCGUUCUGCCGAUGUUCCACGUGUUCGGGCUGGCGGUGGUGAUGUACAGUUCGCUGCGACGAGGGAGUGCGGUGGUGGCGAUGGCGAGGUUCGAGUUGGAGGCGUUUCUGAAGGCGAUUGAGAGGCACAGGGUGACGAACCUCUGGCUCGUGCCUCCGAUCCUGCUUGCUCUGGCGAAGCAGAGCGUGGUUCGGAAGUACGAUCUUUCGUCGUUGAGGCGGAUUGGUUCGGGUGCCGCUCCUCUUGGGAAGGAGUUGAUGGAAGAGUGUGCCAGGCGUUUUCCACGUGUCGUCGUUAUUCAGGGCUAUGGUAUGACAGAAACUUGUGGCAUUAUUUCUGUGGAGAGUCCAAGAGCAGGAAUUCGACAUACUGGCUCAACGGGAACGCUCGCUUCGGGAGUCGAAGCUCAAAUAGCGAGUGUGGAUACACAGAAGCCGCUCCCUCCUAGACAGUUGGGGGAAAUAUGGGUACGAGGUCCUAGCAUGAUGCAAGGUUAUCAUAACAAUCCACAGGCCACAAAAUUGACCAUAGAUGAAAAGGGAUGGGUACAUACAGGAGAUCUUGGAUAUUUUGAUGAAAAUGGGCAACUUUAUGUGGUUGACCGUAUCAAAGAAUUGAUUAAGUACAAAGGUUUCCAGAUUGCACCAGCAGAACUUGAAGGGCUUCUUGUUUCUCACCCUGAAAUACUGGAGGCUGUUGUUGUCCCAUAUCCGGAUGAUGAGGCUGGUGAGGUUCCAAUUGCCUAUGUUGUUCGUUCACCCAAUAGCUCGUUGACUGAGGAAGAGAUUCAGAAGUUUAUUGCUAAUCAGGUUGCACCUUUCAAAAGAUUGCGAAGGGUGACGUUCAUCAGCAGUGUUCCUAAGACAGGUUCGGGUAAAAUCCUCAGAAGAGAGCUUACGGCAAAAGCACGAUCCAAAAUAUAAUAUAUUACAAUUUUCUUUUGGAGGGUCAAUUUCAGAGAGUGAAAAUUCGGAGUGCAUUCUGCAGGAUUAAUAUAUAAAUAUACGCAAUCAAGUUUAAAAUUAAAACCGUGCAACAAUCCCUCCACAGUGCAAAUUAUAGCAGCCUUCCUUUGCACCAGAGUGUCGUGAACUUGCCACUAUACCCAAGUAAACUCUGAUUUAUUUACUUCAGUUAACAAAAGGAAAGAAAUAAUGUAAGAAACUGAAUAUGGUGUUUGUGGACUAAAACUAACUCUGUAAAGUAAGAAAAUGUGUAAAACAAGAAAGAAAACCAUACAGUUCCAUCUUUUAUAAUGAUGUUGUCUUGUGAGGAAAGAUCAAGUUAUUCAUUUUAAGAGAAACGUUAAUUCUUUGUUUGAUUUAGGAAGGGAAGAUAAACAAAAGAAAGUGAAAAAAAAAAA